This is a messenger RNA of Odontomachus brunneus, 6415 nucleotides long. RefSeq names its product visual system homeobox 2-like. The transcript has 7 exons. Gene Ontology annotation, biological process: regulation of transcription by RNA polymerase II. Gene Ontology annotation, molecular function: sequence-specific double-stranded DNA binding; DNA-binding transcription factor activity, RNA polymerase II-specific. Bases 1925 to 3262 code for a protein of 445 amino acids. Gene Ontology annotation, cellular component: nucleus. Lineage: Eukaryota; Metazoa; Arthropoda; Insecta; Hymenoptera; Formicidae. The record is from RefSeq and is a predicted model, not a curated record.
AGCUACCCUCCGCGCGCGCGUUACGGUACACGUAUGUGUGUGUGGGUGCGUGUAACGUCGUACAGCCGCCCCCGGGGGUUUCCCUUCUUCAUUACCCGUCGCGUACAGCCGAGCAACCCCGCGCUGCGCUCGACAGCUCAGUUGUCCAACGCCGCGACGACGACACGGUUGCGCCACGACGGGCGGACACACACAGGAGCCUCACUUGCUCUCUCACCGGGACCAUCCCUCGAGGCGACCUACCCUACUUGCCAGCCUAUCCGCCUACGUAUCUUACGCCGUCGGCCUCCACCGUCCACGUUUCUUCGAGCACGAAGUCGCGGUCGGGUGUUAAUCGCGACGGGAGUUUAUCGCGCGCGUCGGCGAUCCGUCGCCGGUCGUACGUUCAAGACACUCUAAGAAAUCGCAAGAGCGAACACCGGACCAGCUACAGCUAGUAGAUACACGCGACAAUCGAGUUAAACUCGGCUCACCGACGGAGGAUGACAAUCACGCAGGUAGAGACAACAGUGUCCAGGAUGCGGCCGACGCGUGUGAUGGAGUAGUAACGUACGCGAGACGCAUGCCAGUUGGCACGUCCAAGAGGUCUGACAAACCUCGCCGGAUUCGUUCACCAACCGGUUGCUCGCUUGGCACCUUUUCCUGAGACACGACCACCGAGUCUCCGCUACAACGGUCAAUAUCACCUACAAUUGGACACGGCUGGAGGAAGAACGAGUUGCCGCCGGUAGUCCUCGAAACUCAAUCCCUUUUCGAGUGGAGAAAUGAAAGGAGACGAUUUCGCGGAGCGACUAGCUCGGACUCGCACGCGCUUCCCUAAAUGAAGCCUAACCACGCGCGACUUCCCCUGCACGUGUCGUCCAGUGUUCGCUUCUGGAACGGAGUUCCGGCUCACUACGUCGGAGACGUCCUGGAAGAUCGGCGUAUGCGCGCGCGGAGCAGUGUCGUGACGAGCAAUAGACAGAGCAAUUGGUACCUGAGCACAACGAAACAUUUAUGGUAACGGAAGUGGAGGAGGAAGACGCAAGAGUAAGUAAGGAUCACACACCGAGUGUCCUGACAAAAGCGAGAAACGCGUAUAAGACCCUUGCGGCAGAAGCGCGUCGCGUUCACCUUGCCGACGGUCAGCGAACGUCGACUGUCACGUUUUUCGAGGAGGUAGUUUCUAGCAAUACGUCACGCUAUUGCAACGAGAAAAGAGGAAAAUUUAGACGCGAAUUGUAUUAACUAUCGACACGCUCGCAGGUAUCGGUUCAUUGAAGAAUUCUAACUUUCAUGAGGAUUCACAAGGAGAACGCUUAGAGCCAGAGAUACACGUUUCCACGUCUCUUCCUCGCGUCGGUCACACACGUCCAACGGCCUUAGAACGAACAUUUUGUAAUCCGGUGAAACGCCAGCACGAUAAUCAUCGUCGAACGGCGAGCGUAAUGUCAGGGCCUAUCAGAUCCGAGAAUUCUGCUCGGUCAGUUUCUCCGAUUUCGCGUGGGAUUCCGUCGAGAACAGUGCCGACGGCCUCGUAAGCCCACAGUCGGAAAUUUCUCCAGUAUCCUCUGCGGUCUUCGCGCUCACGGAACACUAAUCGGUAAUCCCCGAGACGUACAACGACACACACGAUCGAGUUCCUAAGCGUCGGGAGAGAGAAGUCUUCCGAGCACGAAACAGAACAACGAUCAAAUCCAAGAGACUUGCUCUUUGCGCAAGUAGACGUAAGCUCGCGCCGUCGAAUGCGCGACUCGACGUCAGGUGGUAGCCCCGACACGGCUGAGAAUCCACUUUCAACCACCUUGAUCUACUCAGGACGCAUCUGUCGCUAAGCUGUCGCGGUGUGAGGAUCCAAGAUCGGCUGAGGAUCGCUUCGUACCUGUUCGCGCUCGAGGAUGUCGCACGUUUGAGCCCGCCAGCCCAAGGACACACACGGUGGAAGAUGCCGCAGCAACAGCAGCGAUCGGCCUUCGCGAUUCAGGAGCUGCUGGGCCUCGAUGGCACCGGUAACAGAAGCGGUACCGAUCGCGGCUCCCCGCAGGGCUCGCCGCCCGCCGGGGUGUCGGCCGUCUCGUACGCGCCGGCGGCGCCCCAUCACUCCAAAUUAUGGGAGUACAUGCCCAGCCUGAAUCAUCUCGGCAAUCUCGGCAAUCUGGGGAAUCUGGGGAAUCUGGGCAAUCUUACGGCCUCGCGGAUGGCCUACCUGAACGCGCAGGCGGCCGUGGCGGCCGCCUUUCUACCGCCGCCCCAUCCCCACCCGGCGCACCACGUACCGCAUCAUCAGGUACAUCAACCGGGCCAACUUCCGGCAUCGCCACCCGGCGUCAACCUGCAUCCCGCGGCACAUGCGCAGCACGUACUUCCGGGCACGGCAGUCACCACGAAUCAUCAUCAGCACAGCCCGACUCAACACACGCCGCCUCAUGGAUUUUCGCAGUCGAAAGGAUCAUUCUCGAACACGAGUCCCGGUGUCGGGCACAACAUAGAGUCGGGCAAGGACUUCACGGUGGACGGGCUCUCGGGUUUCAGCAAAAAGAAGAAGAAGAAACGCCGUCAUAGCUCCAGGACGAUCUUCACGUCACAACAGCUGGAGGAGCUGGAGGCAGCCUUCAAAGAGGCCCAUUACCCGGACGUCUACGCCCGCGAGAUGCUGAGUCUGAGGACCGAUCUACCCGAGGACAGGAUACAGGUGUGGUUUCAAAAUCGGAGAGCAAAGUGGCGCAAGACGGAGAAGUGUUGGGGCAGAAGUACCAUAAUGGCCGAGUAUGGUCUAUAUGGGGCAAUGGUCCGACAUUCCCUGCCACUUCCGGAAACCAUUUUAAGAAGUGCCAAGGAGAACGAGUCCGUUGCACCGUGGCUGCUAGCUCAAUCAUCUAAGACAAGCGGCUUUAACCAAGAUUUCGAAAAUAAUCAAGAACUGAUUGACUGUGGACCCGUAGGGAUGCAUCGGAAGUCGCUCGAGGCGGCGGAGCAUCUCAAAUCCGGCGGAGAGGACAGCGGCAACGACCAUAACGGAAGCGGAAACAGCCCCCAUCAUAAUCAUCACCAAGGAGGACCAACCAGCUCGGAGAGCGGACAGGAGAGUCAGGAUGGUAUGGGACCUUCGUCGUCCACGAGCGUUGUGCAAGAUACGGAGCAGCUGAGAAACGAGAGUAUCGCUUGCCUGAGGGCGAAAGCGCAGCAGCAUCAAUUGCAACUGAGCCUGCAACCGACGUCGGCGCCGCCGAGUGGCUCGUACCCGUCGGCGCCGCAAUCCAGCACGCUGCAUGCCUCGGUUUAAUCGCGAUCGCGCCAAUUCCGCAUACUUAAUGACUGACUCCGCGUCCGAUAUUUUUCUUUUUCGCCGCUGGCGCGUGGAGGUGGCACACGUCGUCCUGCCGAUCCGGGAUGGCCGAACCGAAGAUUCUCGCGAGAAUCUCGAUAGAUUGUCGCGGAUAAAUCGGCAGCACCGAUCUCGAUAUCAGUGAUAUUUUUUUAAUGGGUAUCCUCACGGCGAGGACGGGUCGUGCCGAGGCUCUAAGAUCUCUCUGUGGUGUUGCUGGAGAUUAGCUCCCGAUUACUCCCUCUAUCCCCAAUAUUGACAUUCUCCUCCGGUUCCAAAUUCUAUUCGCAGCCACCGCGAUCAAAGAUACAGCUGGUCGAGAGAGAUUGGUCUCAGAAGGGAAUUAUUCGAGAUCUUUGUCGCUCUUGAUUUGUCUCCGCUGGCUGAUGCGCUAAUCAGAACUCGCUCGUGGCGGGUUUCUCACUCGCAACGCGUAAACGACACGAGAUAAACGAAAGUGGAACAUUGAGGAAGUAAUCCGGAAUCAAUCCCACGCCCCCACGAGACUUCGCCGGUGAGGAGCGGUCUCGUCCUCGAUGUCCACGUUCCUCUGACGCGUUUCUGCGGAUGCAGCCUGGAUCGUGGAGAUCGUGGACGCGUGUACACACACAUGCACACGAACACAACGAAGCGUGAACGAAUCUUCAAUCGAUCGAGCGUCCGUCUUGCAUUAGCCGCGUUACGUGUCUCGCGCGUCGAUCAAGUCAGGCCUGCGAUGUAUGGACUCAGAUUCGUGCAAAUCAAUCCUUCGCAACGACUUGACGAAUUGUAUGUAUAAUGACGAACGAUAACGCUUUAACAGUAUCCGUGAGGCGUUUCAGAAUGAGAGAUAUGCGAGACAAGGCGAAACAAAACGCCGGGCAGAACGAGCGAACGCCGCGGGAACGGAACAAUGAAACUAAUUGUUAAGCUUAAUCCUCAUCAACGAAGCAGUAGCCUACCAACGACCGGUGCAACGUACAAUGAAGAAUCAUCGAUCGCUGUAGCGGAUGAAGCCGUCGUCGACGACUACACGAGUGCGCGCGUCCUCGUAGAAGAAGAAUUUCUCCCCGAGGAAGGUCGUCGGCGAAGGACGAGGCGUAAUUACUCGGUUCGGUCGAUAAGUCGAACAGAUUGACGGAUGAAGAGCAAACGAAAAUACCUAAUUAGAAGCUACAAUCGCUUUUAAUAGCGCGAUGAUGCGUGUGAGUGUGUGGGUGUGACUGUGAGUGUGUGGGUGUGUAUGCGUGUACAUGAAUGAUAUGUAUUAGUGCGUGUGUAUGCGCGUACUGAGAGAGCGGAGCGUGACAGGAACAAUCGAAGACAUCGCCUUCCAAGCGCACACCUGCAACGAACGUUGAGCAACGCAGAGGGUGAGAGAAAUAGAAAGCGAGAAAUCGCGGGAUAUUUAGCGAGGUAAACGGAUCAUAUAGACACACAUCGAAGAAACGAGGUCAAAGACUUCUACUAUACAUACAUAAAAAGCGCCCCUAUAUAAGACUUACAAGUUUAAGGCAAUACGCAAGCAUCGAAAGCUGAUUCGACCGCUAAAUCUGCGUGUGUGUGUGUGUGUGUGUGUGUGUGUGUGUGUGUGCGUGCGUGUGUGUGUGUGUGUGAGAAAGAGAGCCAGAGAGAGAAAUAGCGUGUAUAUGUGUGUAUGUAAGUGCAUAUGCCAAAAAAAAAGAGAGAGAGAGAAAGGCAAAAACAAAUUGAGAGAGAGGGGGGGAGCAUGCGAGUCAAAGAUUUAUUAGCGAAGACUUCCUAUAUCCAAGUACUUAAAGAGAAACGUAACUGUUGUCAAAUGUGCAAUAUAUCGAUAUAAGUUCUAGCUCGGUAAGAUAUACUUUACUAACAGAUACGUUCUACGCGAGGCGGCCGCGACGACGACGGCGUCUCGUCAGGCGCGAUUGUCAUAAGAACGAAUCUACGCGACCACCUCGUGAGAGCUUCGCCCCUCGCCGGUCUAAUUCCCUUUUAAUCCUCCCCAUUACCGUCGCGAGUGAACUCGCGUUAUUACCGCGUUGCGCCGCCGUCUCGGCGCCCGCCCGCUGUAUAUAAAUAUAUAUAUAAAUAAAACAGAAUAUAAAUGAGAUAUAAAUAAAUAUAUAUAUAUAUAUAUAUAUGUACGAAUAUAUAUAAAGAGAGAAAAACAAAAGACGAUAUUAAAAUAAAAUGUGGUUGCGGGAUACACCGAGCUGGACGAGGUCCUUCGCGAGUUUGCGAGAUCCUCUAACAAGAGGGACGAUGGAACGACAAGUGUUUGCGUUAUUGUAGUGUUUUCGAGAGAACCAUCACAUUGUGUAUUUCGUGUCGCGUUUUUGUCACCAUCGAGAUCUCCGCGGAAAUUUACGAGCGAGAGUGAAGCCUAAGUUGUUUGGCGCGACAUUUGUAACUCGAUGACUUUUUUCUACUAAAUGCGUAGCGUUACUUACCUAACCUAAAGCACUCCGUCGCCGGAAAUUCUUUGGCUCGACGUAAAGUUUAUCGUCCUAACUUCUUCUCUGGUCGUUCGUUCGUUUUAAAACGCGACUGUAUAAAUGUCACCGAGCGGAGCAGUUAAAAAACCAUUAGCGGGCGAAAGAACUUGGUCAACUCCCGGUAUGUAGGCGGUCCAUUGAAAAACUAUUAGAAAGUUCAUUUGGGAAUUUAAUUAGCGAUAUCGCUCUGUCAACACUUGAGAGACAUACUUACGAGAGACGCGUACUUACGAUGUAUGAAUUUCCGUGAAACAGGACGACUGGGACGGGGAAUCGUUGGAUUUUCGCUUAUUUUCGAAUAUCUCCGCGGAAAUCACGGAUUAAUGAUCGAACAAAGCGUCUGGCUUCGAGAGAUCCACCAAGUUAUACGUAACGUAACGCACUAUUAUUUAAAAAGAUUCGAUCAUGGAGAACGCGAAUGGUAACCACACGUUUCACAGACAAGAGAAUGUAGAGAGAAAGUGUGUGUGUGUGUGUGUGUGUGUGUGUGUGAGAGAGAGAGAAAAAGAGAAAGAAAGAACAAGUCAGGAGUAACGAAGUGGACACUGCUGUUAUUGUGAAGAUACUUAACGAUAGGCUUUGGAUCAGCGAUCGCUCUGUAUCCGAACGCCCCAACGCAUGCAUAGUAGUCGACUAGUAUACGUAAUAAAUAAAG